GUUCUCCUCUAUUGACCUCUCUCAUUCUCUCAUUCUCAUCGCACUCUUUAACUCUUCUCCGCCUUCAAAACAUUCGCAGCCGUCACCUUGUUGGCCUAGCUGCUCUUCAGUGCCGACUCACUCUUCCCGCUGUAUAGGCCGUGGGCGCUUCUGAACGCCGGUAGGAGUGAAUCGACCGCCGCACCUCCUUACCUCGCUUCCUCCACCCUUUCCCACUUCACAUUCACACAUCAUGGGAGUCCGUAGUCUUGAUGUCUACCUCCGCGAACGGAGACUUACGUCCUCUGCGCCAUUGAGUGCGCUUGCCAACACGCGACUCGGCAUCGACGUCAACUAUUACGUGCGCACGUUGCUUUCGGACCCAGACCAGCGCGAGCCGCUCAUUGCUUCGACCGGUGGCCUGCCGCUUUCGCUGGCCAACCGAAUUGAAAGCGAUCUCCGUCAACUGGACAAGCACAACAUUAAGCCCGUGUUCGUCUUCCCUGGCCUUCCUUUGGCCCAGCGUCCACCUCCCAAGGGCCAGAGCCCCCAAGCAGACCGAGAGAAUGCCGUCAAAAACGAGGCAUGGGCGUAUUACGAAGAUGGACAGGUUGAUCGCGCCGUGAUUGCCUUGACGCAGGUCCGCAACGGCAUGUGGGUCGACACGCAGGACGUUGUCCGCCUUCUUCUCCGCGCAUUCAAGCAUCGGUUUGUUGAAUAUGUCAUGGCCCCCUACCUUCCCGGUGCACAGCUUGCAUACUUGCUUAAGCAUCCUAAGGGCUAUAUUCACGCCAUCUGGUCCGAUUCCGAGGCGUUGCUGUGGCCUGUUGAUCGGGUCAUCGCCUCGAUCGACUGGUCCGGCUCGUUCACCUACUACGACAAGCCUCGCAUUCUCGCAGACAUGAACUUCAGCUACGACCAGUUCCUGGACCUCGGUCUGCUGGCAGGCUGCAGCUUGAGCCGCUCCUUCCCACUCAUCGCUGAAAGCUUCUCCAUGAGAGCGGCGAUGGACUACCUACGGGCAGGCAAGUCUGGACUUGGCGUGUGCCAGGGAUGGGCAGUUCAGCUCAAGGGGACCGGCUACCUCGAAAGCUUUAUGCGUGCGCGCCUAGCCAUCAAGUUCUCUCUAGUCCUGACAACGGACGGGAACUGCCUACCUCUUCCGCUCGUGAUUCCUCCUCCGGGCCAAAACGUUACACCCGCCGACGUUCCAUCUGACCUGGACGAGAUUUUCUCGCCUCGUCUCCCUGAUGAGCUUUACUUCCUUCUGUGUCGAGGCAUGGUUUCCGCGCAGCUCGUAGGCUACCUCGCAUCGGGCAUAAUCGAUGAGCGCCAGCCGCUCGCCGACUCCCCGGAAUACCGCCGUUUCAUCAAAGACAUCAUCACUGAAGGUGCUACGUCACCGCGCUGCACAACUCUUGCGCUCCUCAUCAAUCCCCUCCACCCCCAGUGGGCGCAAAGGCGGAUCUCUGCGCACUACUACUUUGACCCGCCCUACGCUCCUCACCAAGGAGCUACUGUCCCUACUAACGACCCUUUGACGCAGUCUCUCGUUGAAAAGUGCUCGACUUGGAUGGUCCCGCAUCAUGUGCUCGGAGACGAGCUACGACGCCAAUCCGUGAGUUCCUUCCUGACUCGCUGACUCAUAGUCCUCUACCAUCGAUCUUAAGCUUUGCAUCGGCACGCUCGAGAAGGAGGAGACAAUCGCAGCGACCAAAAAGGAGAAGGGGUCGAAAACCUUGGAGAGGAAGGACGAGGUUGUUGCUAACAUCAUUUGGCGACU
Messenger RNA from Cutaneotrichosporon oleaginosum, 1762 nucleotides. RefSeq lists its product as uncharacterized. Gene Ontology annotation, cellular component: nucleus. NCBI's taxonomy places the organism in Eukaryota, Fungi, Basidiomycota, Tremellomycetes, Trichosporonales, Trichosporonaceae. Gene Ontology annotation, molecular function: nuclease activity; mRNA 3'-UTR binding. The record is from RefSeq and is a predicted model, not a curated record.